Colletotrichum godetiae is the source of this 617-nucleotide messenger RNA. RefSeq lists its product as uncharacterized. The transcript has a single exon. The record is from RefSeq and is a predicted model, not a curated record. NCBI's taxonomy places the organism in Eukaryota, Fungi, Ascomycota, Sordariomycetes, Glomerellales, Glomerellaceae. The coding region runs from base 232 to 387 and encodes 51 amino acids.
CGUGUGUAUUGCUGCUAUGAAUCCUCACGGUCUAAGUUGCGAGAGGCGCUAUUCUGAUACCUGCUACAAUUCUUCAUGUUGAUAUUAUAGGCGAGGGGGGAGGGAUCAGUGGACGGGUUUUAUUUGUGCCACGCGGGUGAAUAGUAGCCAGACCUGACAUUUGGUAGCAGCACUAUUGGUGGCACGCAAUAAUCAGUCUUACUAAUUCCCUUUCCUAAGACAAGGCAGGGCAUGGUAGAUCGAUACAUACCCUUACCAUCGAAGUGUGAUUCAUCAUCCUUCAGCCCAAAAGCUCACCACCCGUUGCCACCAACAACCGCACCCGGAGGGCACCUCAAGCAGGCACGACCUGGCCAUACCUUCCCAUCCCGUCCCGCCUACACCUGAAUACACAACAAGCCCUCAUAUACCCCUCCACGUCCAAUUCUGUCACCAGCACAGCAGGCGCCCUCUAGGUCGGGGGUCAGGUCAAACUGUGGCGUGGGUGGUGGAAUUGGUUAAUGGCCAGCAAAUAUCACACCAACCAGCCUACUCGACGACAGGCUAAGCGACUGAGUUCGAAUCCCAGUAUGAGCACCAAGAGAUGUAGCCCCCAGUUCAGCACCGGGGGGGUGAAC